Molecule: messenger RNA, 1149 nt
Organism: Adineta ricciae
Lineage: Eukaryota; Metazoa; Rotifera; Eurotatoria; Adinetida; Adinetidae
Source: the annotation of a GenBank genome assembly
AUGAGAAGCUGGAAAAGUAGCAUUGACGCUUGCCUCGAUGUACGCGUUCUUCACACUACAUCAUCACUCUANAAAAAUAAGGACUGGAAGCGUAGAAAUUUUAAUUGUAUUGAUUUUCUAUCUGUUAUAACUCUUCAACACCUAUUCACGUCGGUGACAUUUCUUGUGGAAGUUUUAUCAACAGGCGGACUUAUUCCAACUGCUUAUUUUCAACCAUUGAAUUUUUCCACAUUUACAUCGAUCUUUCAAUUGGUUUGUACGAUUAUUUACAUGGGUUUCAUAAUCUUUUUCAUGUUUGUACAAAUUCAAAUAUUUCUUCGAUUGAAACGCAAAUAUUUUCAACAAUUUUGGUCAUUAAUUGAAUUAGGAAUAGUUAUUUGUUCAUGGACAAGUUUAACAAUUUAUAUUUGGCGUUUCAAAGAAGCACAUCGUAUCAGUUCAUUAUUCGAGCAAACAAAUGGCUAUGUUUAUAUAAAUUUACAAUUAGCUGCUUAUGUUGACAAUCUUCUUACAUAUCUCCUUGGCUUUUGUUGUUUUUUCGGUAUGAUUAAAUUUCUUCAAUUACUUCGCUUCGAUUCUCGUUUAUUAUUAUUCGUUCAAACACUUCAACAUGCGCAAAAAGAAUUGAUCUCAUUCUUAAUGAUGUUCAGCAUUAUAUACAUGUCAUUUGUUUAUUUAUUUUAUUUCUUAUUCAUUUCUAAUAUGUCAUCAUGUUCAAGUUUAUUAUCCACUGCACAAAUGUUAUUCGAAAUGACAUUAAUGAAAUUUGAUACAUCAGAAUUAAUCCAAGCGGAUGCGUUUCUUGGUCCAUUCGUAUUUGCUGUCUUCAUAUUUUUAGUCGUAUUCAUUUGUUUAAGUAUGUUUCUUUCAAUAAUCAAUGAAAGUUUUCGUCGAGCACGAGAGAAUCCAGUGGAGAAUUCUGAAAUAUUAGCAUUUGCUAUGAGAAGAUUUGCACGUUGGUCAGGUUUGAAAAGGUUAAGUAUAGGAACAAUCUAUGCUCAAAAAGACGCGCAAAUGCGUUCGCAAUAUUGUGAUCCAAUUGAAAGUUUUCCUGAAAAAGUCGAUCAAAUGCUGAUAAAACUAAAUAAGUUAUAUAUUGACCAAAAAAUUGAACUUCAAAGGUUGGAUAAACUUGAUUCUUUAAACUGA